AGUCGAGUCCACUGUCACUGUUCACUGUACACUGGUCAGUCAGUACUCAGUCAGAGUUCCAGUUCAACUUCCAGGCACACUCACACUUGAAGAUAAAAAAAUGGCGAUUGUUGUGAAGCAAGAGUAUGACAGCAGCGAAGAACCAAUGCCAGGGAGCAGCACUGCAUUCUCUCCAAUCGAUGAUGAUUUCAGCCACCAACAAUAUUCAGACCCUAGUUUCAAUCAAAUAUUCAUCAAAGAAGAAACGAAUGAUUUGCAAGGGUUGGAUGGGAGUUUGGCAGAAGUGAACCAUAGCAAAGAAGUGAGCUUACCGCAAAUAUUGCCUUCUAUCGACAGCACAUCUGAUUCUGCCAAUGGAAUACAAGUUGAAUUGCAUAUCGAUAAUGUGCAUGCAAUCUCUUCAAUGGAUAAGUUCACUGCUGCAGGCAAAAAAAUUGAACCGAAGAGAGAAAGAUGCAAAAAUUUUACGGAACUUGAAAAAUCAAUAUUCUUGGAAAUUAUUUCUAAGUAUAAAAGAAUAGUAGGUUGUAAAAAAAAUGAUAAAUAUACGCACCUUUUGAAGGCCAAGUAUUGGAAAUUUAUAACGGAUGAAUUCAAUGCUUCAGAAAAUGUCCUUGAAAAGAGAGAGACGAAGGCACUAAAAAACUUAUAUAAAAAAGAAAACGCUAACAAAAAAGUUGAAUCAACGAAAACAUGUGGUGGGCAAAUGAACCAAUCGCCAGUACGAAUUACAGAGGAACUCAGUGGGCAUAUUGAGCCAUUAGAGAGUCCUUAUGACUCUAGCUCUUUCCUCUAUGAAGAUAGCAAUUUAGAUUGUGAUGAGCAGGCCCAGAGCCCUCCAAUUUCCUUAUUGGAUUUGGAUAACCAAAGCAAUGAACGAACUCAUAUCUUUGCUCCGGAGAAUUAUAAGGAGUCUGUAGCCGAGGUUCCAAUAACAAAUGAGGAUCAAACGGUUAAUGCGCCAAAACUUCUACAAACUCCAAGUACAACGGUUCUAAAUGAUAAUUAUGACUACCAAAUCGUUGAAACAGAAGUGGACUUACCGGAAACUACAAUACAUGAAGAAUUAGUUGAACAGAAGAGAGAAAGAGGCAAAAAUUUUACGGAACUUGAAAAAUCGAUAUUCUUGGAAAUUAUUUCCAAGUAUAAAAGAAUAGUAAAUUCUAAAAAAUAUGAUAAAUAUACGCUGCUUUUGAAGGCCAAGUAUUGGAAAUUUAUAACGGAUGAAUUCAAUGCUUCGGAAAAUGUCCUUGAAAAGAGAGAGACGAAGGCACUAAAAAACUUAUAUAAAAAAGAAAACGCUAACAAAAAAGUUGAAUCAACGAAAACAUGUGGUGGGCAAAUGAACCAAUCGCCAGCACGAAUUACAGAGGAACUCAGUGGGCAUAUUGAGCCGUUAGAAAGCCCUUAUGACACCAGCUGUUUCCUCUAUGAAGGAGAAAAUCCAUCGCUCCCUAGAGAAACUGAUCCAAUAGAAGUGGCCUCACUAGAAUCAUAUUCUCCAGUUCCAGUUGAACGGCUCCCAGAAACUGCAAUGACCGCGGAACCACCACAACAAAAACCACCAUCACAACAACAGCAACAACAACAACAACAAAAGUGCAUAACACCUGCAGCCAAUGCUAGUAGAAAAAGGAGUAGAAGCAGUGACCGAAAUAUUUCUCUAGCGCUAGAGAAUUACUCUAAUGGAAAAAUAGACAUUUCUCAACAAAAAUUACAUUUUCAUCGAAUAGAACAUGGAAAACGGAUGGAUAUUUUGAAAUUUGAGGAGGAAGCUGCAGCUAAGAAACUUGCAAUUUUAAAAGUUGAGGAGGAAACAGCCAUGUUGAAAUUAGAGAAAGAGAAAAUAGAAGUAGAAAUUCUAAGAGAGAAAUUAAAUAAAGAGAAAAGGUAAGAUGUAUUUAUUUGUUUUUGGGGUUGUGAACAUUACUCUUAACUAUUGAAUAUAUUAAUAUAUUUAUUAUUGUAUGUACAUGUACAGUGUAUAUUUAUUAUUGUAUGGCUUUAUUAUUGUAUGUAAAAUAUAGAUUAAUGUUUGUCCUA
This is a messenger RNA of Nilaparvata lugens (brown planthopper), 2043 nucleotides long. RefSeq lists its product as uncharacterized. The transcript is spliced from 10 exons. Lineage: Eukaryota; Metazoa; Arthropoda; Insecta; Hemiptera; Delphacidae. The coding region runs from base 101 to 1894 and encodes 597 amino acids. The record is from RefSeq and is a predicted model, not a curated record.